This is a messenger RNA of Saccostrea echinata, 3195 nucleotides long. RefSeq lists its product as uncharacterized. Gene Ontology annotation, molecular function: DNA binding. The transcript is spliced from 3 exons. Lineage: Eukaryota; Metazoa; Mollusca; Bivalvia; Ostreida; Ostreidae. The record is from RefSeq and is a predicted model, not a curated record. The coding region runs from base 34 to 2694 and encodes 886 amino acids.
AUUAGUUAUCUGCGGAUAUAAAAGGAUGCUGUCAUGAAGAGGAGGAGAAGAUCUCUAAGAAUCAGUCAGGAUUUGGAAACAUGUGGAGAAACUUUUGGAAGUGUAUGGAAAGAACCAUCACCUGAAUCUUGCCGUGUGGCCAAAUUGAAAGAAAAGAGACGAAGAUCCAAAAUAUUAAAUGCUGAGGAGUUGCUUCCCUUCAAAGUUGCAGAAACACAAUCGAAUACAACUGAAGUGGAACAUCUAAACUUUCUUAAUGUAGACAUCCAGACAACCCCACUUUCAGAGGUAGAAGGAGCAAGAUGCCCAGACAGAAGCAUUGGUGAUCAAGAUAAUCUUGGGAUCACUCCAGUCAACAUUACAGAAGAUGUGCUGAACCCCUCAACAGAGAAAUCUUCUUUCAUUGAUGACACACCUAGGAGCAGCACCUCAACUCCGCUGCCAAAAAUUCAUCCAGAAGUUUUUUCUACCCCUUUAGCUCCUCCACAUUUAUCAGACUUGCUGCCAUAUUCCCCUUCUCAACCCAUUCUAGCAGAUAUCUCUCAAUCCCAAGAAAGCAGUUCUCUGGUAAGCCCCUGUUCUCCAGCCUCUGACGUAGAAUUUUUCACUCCCAUGUCUCAUAUGAAGUCUCACCCAUCCCAAAAUGACAUUUUAUCAUCAAGGAAGACAAAUGGAACAAAGUUCAAACCAAAACAACUGGCUGCUGAAUACUCUAAUGAAAAGAUGGAUGGAAUGAAGAAUAAAGACAGGCUAGGAGACUCUGCAGCAAACUUUGCUAAAGUCUGUAAAUCACUUGGAGAGAAAUUGUUAAUGCUAAAGAAAACAAAUUCUUCAGAGGAGAAAACAACCCAGAGCUUGACUGGUAUAGUGGAGGAAGAUGUUGGAUUUGAAAGAAAAGAAGAAAACAGUGAGAUUGACCAGUCACUGAAAACUUGUAUAAGUCCUGGAACUACUGAUAUAAAUUUAAAAACCACUAAAUCACCACAGAAGACCAUGGAUUCUUGUGUAGUUAGCCAGUCAUGUGACAAGCUUAUAUUAGAGACUGAACAAAAUGAAGAACCAUUGGAACAUUUAUUAGGAAGCAAUGAUAAAUAUGAUGGAAAAGACAUUCAGUUAGCAGAAUUUAGUGAUUUGGAUUUGAAACCAUGUCUAACAUCAGAUAUACACUGUCUUUCUAAGGCAUAUUCAGGGUCACCUCAACAUAGUCAAGAUAAGAACAGUGAAAUAGAAGAGAAAUCAAAGACUUUAAAUAAUAAUGUGAAGAAUGUAGAGAUGCAGGAAAAAGGGCAACCACGAAAAAGAGGAAGGCCAAGAAAAACGUCAACAGACUUACCUACUUCUGAUGCAUUGAAACAAGUUGUUUCUGAAAAUUUAGAGGAAAAUAUGAAUUGUCUCAUGAACAUAGUAAAUACAAAUAAAGGCAGUAAUGAAGCCAGUGUUACAAACUUGUCGAACUUGAAAAAUGUACAUGCAUGUAAUGAAAUGCAAAAUGUUGAUAUGAACAUUGACUUUGUGGAUCUAAGACAAGGUAAGGAAUUAGACAAAGAAGAGUUAGUGUGCAACGAAUCUGAGAUAACAGCAACUGAUGAUUCAGCAGGAAGGUGUGGAACAUUUUCCCCAGUACUGAAAAGGCACAGAGGACGUCCCAGAAAGAAAUCCUUGGACAGCAAGUUGGUACAAAUUGGUGGAAAUUCUGCAAGUCAUACAGAAUGUGAUGUAAAGACCUGUGAAGAUGGACAGCAACAGGAAGAGCUAUUAGCCAAUGAGAAGAAAUCGAGAAAAUUACGAAGAAAAUCUCUGUACAUAUUCAAAGCUUCUUUGGAAGUGCCAUGUAGUACAGAACUGAGAGAAGAUUCUGCAGAGGAUGUCAGGGAUUUCAAUAGCAGUCAGUUACAGAAAGAGCCAAGAGUAGAAGAAAAGAAGCCAAGUAAUUCACAAGAUAAAGCUUUGGAAAAUUUAAAAGAUUUUAGGGACGAGUCAUGUAAAGCAGACCUAGAAGAAGAUUCAAUGACAGAAACUGGGAAUAUGAAGUGCCAAAAUAGUCAUCUACAGGAGGAGCUGAAGAGAAAAGAGAAGAAGCCAAGAAAAUCUUUGGAAACAUUGAAAGACUGUAAGGAGGAGCCUUGUAAAGGAGACAUAGAAGAAGAUUCUACGACAGAAAAUGGAAAUGUGGAGUGUGGAAAUAGUCAUCAACAAGAUGAGCUGAUAGCCGCAGAAAGGAAGUCUAGAAGGUUACGCAGAAGAUCUUUUGAAAUAUACAAAGCGUCCAGGGAAGAACCAAGUGAAAUUGAGCUAAAAGAAGAAUCAAGCACUGAAGACACAAAGGAUUUUGGAAAUGUUCUGAAGGAUUUAAAUGGCACAACAGCUCCUGCUAAAGCUCCAAGGAAAAGAAAGAAGUCAGAUUCAGAGGAGGACAUUGUGAAAAUUUAUACUUCCAAGAACUAUGUAGCACCUCAAGUGAAAGCUUUGGAGACCAUUUCUGAAUCUCCCACAAUUGCAAAGCAGGCUAGAAAGUUGAAAAGAAUGAUUGAAUUUGGAAGUUUAUAUCAUGUACCACCUAUUAAACAAAAGAAAAGACAACAGAAAGCAGUCAAAAGGGGAUGGGACCAGAGAAAACUGAGAAAAAAUAAAAUUUCAGAUGACAUUGCUCAGCAGAAGUUGCAGAAUAUUUGGAAUGAUUUGGAUAAAGACUGACCAAUACAAUAGCAAUAUGGAAAAAUUAGUAUUUUAUUCUUGGUUCUCCUAGUUUCUUAAGAAUGUAGAGUGAAACAAGCAAUAAAUCUAUGUCUAGGUGAUUUGUGCUACCAAUUUUGAAUUUACUGUGGAAUUAUUUUACCUCAUGGGGGUCACUGUUUGUGGGACUGGGUAAGCAAAAUUUUACUGGUUUGUGUGGAGUUUAUUUUGUGGGUAACUCGUUAAUACGCAAGAUUCAAUUUAUCAAUAGUUAGAAAAAUCAAUGUUCAUGGGCCAUAAUAUAUCCAUCUGUAAAGGUGACCCACGAAAUCCAUGAGCACUGGUCCCUCACGAACGAUGAUUCCACGGAAUGCAUGUUUUUAGGAUAGAAUUUCUUAAUUGUGUAUCAAAUAUUUCUGAUCUUAGUAUCAUUUUAAAUAUGUUGCAGCUACAUGUAUAAGGCUUUGUAACCCAGUUUUAGUGUUUUACAAAGAAAGUAUUAUAUAAAACAAGACUGCCAUA